Engraulis encrasicolus (European anchovy) is the source of this 1873-nucleotide messenger RNA. RefSeq names its product steroid sulfatase (microsomal), isozyme S (gene sts). The record is from RefSeq and is a predicted model, not a curated record. The transcript is spliced from 11 exons. The coding region runs from base 103 to 1857 and encodes 584 amino acids. Gene Ontology annotation, molecular function: arylsulfatase activity. NCBI's taxonomy places the organism in Eukaryota, Metazoa, Chordata, Actinopteri, Clupeiformes, Engraulidae.
UUUCCUUUUCACUGUCUCCAGUGGCGUGCAUGACCCGCGUAUGACAAGCACAGCGAAGCGCUCCUCUGCCCAUGAGGCUAGAUAUUCGGACUGUGUCGAGGGAUGGCGAGUCACUGGACCUUGUCAUGCGCAAUUUUGGUGGCGUGCGCCUCUGCACGCGCCGCUCCAGACUCCAGCAGAAGACCCAAUUUCGUGUUGUUCAUGGUCGACGACAUGGGAAUUGGAGACCUGGGGUGUUACGGAAAUGACACGUUGAAGACCCCUAACAUAGACCGACUGGCAGAGGAGGGAGUGCGUCUAACACAGCACAUUGCCUCGUCACCCCUAUGCACCCCAAGCAGGGCGGGAUUUCUGACUGGACGCUACCCUAUACGCUCUGGCAUGGCAGGUCACUACGAUGUAGGUGUGUACAUCAUCUCCGCAUCCUCGGGUGGACUACCUCCCCGGGAACUGACCUUCGCCAGAUUGGCCAAAGAACAGGGAUACUCCACCGCUCUCAUAGGCAAGUGGCACCUGGGCCUCAACUGUGAUCGCCAUGACGACCUGUGCCACCACCCCAACAGCCACGGGUUCGACCACUUCUACGGCAUCAGCAUGACCAACCUGCGUGACUGCACGCCAGGCAAUGGCUCCGUCUUCCUCUUCGCCUUCGACCACGUGCCCUACGGCGCACUGGCAGCCGCCCUCCUGACGGUGGCGCUGUUGCAGGCGUGUGGCGUGGUGCCCGUGUCCCGGCGGACGCUGUUGGUCAUGCUGGGCGUGUCGGCUCUCUCGGUGGCCGCCGUGUUCCUGACGUUCCUCAACACGUUCCGCCCGCUCAACUGCUUCCUGAUGCGGAACGCGGAGGUGGUGGAACAGCCGUACGUGGCCGAGAACUUGACGCGCAGGAUGACCGCUGAGGCCCUGGAGUUCAUACAGGAGAACUCGGAGAAGCCUUUCCUCCUCUUCCUCUCUUUCCUGCAGGUGCACACGGCACUCUUCGCCUCGCCUCACUUCCGGGGGCGGAGCUCCCACGGUAUCUAUGGCGACGCCGUCAUGGAGGUGGAUUGGAGUGUGGGUGAGGUGUUGCGCGCUCUAGAGAGUCAACAGCUGACCAAUCAGACUCUAGUAUACCUGACGUCAGACCAGGGCCCUCACCUGGAGGAAAUCUCAAUACGGGGGGAGGUGCACCACGGAUACACUGGCAUCUAUAGAGCGGGCAAGUCCACUAACUUUGAGGGUGGCAUCCGCGUGCCAGGCCUGCUGCGCUGGCCGGGCGGCUUCGCUGGGGGCAGGGACGUCUCGGAGGCUACCAGCAACAUGGACAUAUUCCCCACCGUGGUGAAGCUGGCCGGAGCAACCAUGCCUCAGGACAGGGAGAUAGAUGGCCGUGAUCUGAUGCCGCUCUUGCGAGGAGAAUCGGAACAUUCGGAGCACGAGUUCCUGUUCCAUUACUGUAACGCCUACCUCAAUGCCGUACGCUGGACACCACGCAACGGUUCCGCCGUGUGGAAGGUGUUCUUCUUCACGCCCGUCUUCCACCCGGAGAACAGCUCGACCUGCUUCCACACGCACGCUUGCUUCUGCACACCUGACUACGUCACCUUCCACCAGCCGCCGCUGCUCUAUGACCUGGCCAGGGACCCGUCCGAGAGCCGCCCGCUCACGCCCGACACCGAGCCGGCCUUCCACGCCGUGAUGGAGGCGGUGGCGGAGGCCACGGAGAGGCACCGGCGAGGGGUGGAGCCCGUGCCCGACCAGCUGGCGCCCGGACACGUGCUCUGGAAACCCUGGCUGCAGCCCUGCUGCUCAUCCUGGAGCCAGCUGUGUCACUGUGCCCGCGAUCACCAACAGGGCCAGACGCUGCUCUCACAAUAACUCAGUGUUGCCAGAU